Messenger RNA from Micropterus salmoides (largemouth bass), 2419 nucleotides. RefSeq names its product TNF receptor-associated protein 1 (gene trap1). Gene Ontology annotation, biological process: protein folding. The record is from RefSeq and is a predicted model, not a curated record. Lineage: Eukaryota; Metazoa; Chordata; Actinopteri; Centrarchiformes; Centrarchidae. Gene Ontology annotation, molecular function: ATP hydrolysis activity; ATP-dependent protein folding chaperone; ATP binding. Gene Ontology annotation, cellular component: mitochondrial inner membrane.
CUCUGGAGUUUUUGAGAUCGCCGAAGCCACCGGUGUUCAACAGGGAACAAAGAUCGUGCUGCACCUCAAAGACGACUGCAAGGAGUUUUCCUCUGAGGACCGAGUUAAAGAGGUUGUCACAAAGUACAGCAACUUUGUCAGCUUCCCCAUCUUCCUGAACGGACGGAGGCUCAACACUCUGCAGGCCUUGUGGAUGAUGGAUCCUAAGGAGAUUAGUGACUGGCAGCAUGAGGAGUUCUACCGUUACGUCGCUCAGUCGUACGACAAGCCCCGCUACACACUGCACUACCGCGCCGACGCCCCGCUCAACAUCCGAAGCAUCUUUUAUGUCCCUGACGCGAAGCCGAGCAUGUUUGACGUGAGCAGGGAGAUGGGCUCCAGUGUGGCCCUCUACAGCAGGAAGGUCCUGAUCCAGACCAAAGCCACUGACAUUCUGCCCAAGUGGCUGCGCUUCCUCCGAGGCGUUGUGGACAGUGAAGACAUCCCGCUGAAUCUGAGCAGAGAGCUGCUGCAGGAAAGCGCCCUCAUCAGGAAGCUCCGUGACGUUUUGCAGCAGAGGGUGAUCCGCUUCCUGCUGGACCAGAGCAAGAAGGAGCCAGAGAAGUACAGCAAGUUCUUUGAGGACUACGGCCUCUUCAUGAGGGAGGGCAUCGUCACCACCCAGGAGCAAGACGUCAAGGAGGACAUUGCCAAGCUGCUAAGGUUCGAGUCUUCCGCUCUGCCAGCCGGCCAGCAGACCAACCUGAUGGAGUACUCCUCCCGCAUGAAGGCCGGCACACGCAACAUCUACUACCUGUGCGCCCCCAACCGCCAUCUUGCAGAGCACUCGCCCUACUACGAGGCCAUGAAACAGAAAGACAUGGAGGUGCUGUUCUGCUAUGAGCAGUUCGACGAGCUGACCCUGCUCCAUCUCCGGGAGUUUGACAAGAAGAAAAUGAUCUCUGUCGAGACCGACAUCGUGGUGGAUCACUACAAGGAGGAGAAGUUUGAGGACAGCAAGCCCGCCUCUGAGCGUCUGACGCAGGAGCAGGCCGACGACCUGAUGUCCUGGAUGAAGAAUGCUUUGGGCCCCCGAGUUACCAACAUAAAGCUGACUCCUCGGCUGGACACCCACCCAGCUAUGAUCACAGUGCUGGAGAUGGGUGCUGCACGCCACUUCCUCCGCACCCAGCAGCUUGCUCGCACCGCUGAGGAGAGAGCUCAGAUACUGCAGCCCACUCUGGAGAUCAAUGCAGGACACGAUCUGAUCAAGAAGAUGCACGCGCUAAAAGAAACAAACCCUGACCUGGCUGGACUGCUACUGGAACAGAUCUACGACAACGCCAUGAUCACAGCAGGCCUGAAUGAUGAUCCCCGACCGAUGAUUUCCCGCCUGAACGAUCUGCUGACUAAAGCUCUGGAGAAGCACUGAGAGCCACUCACGGACAUGAACAGUGCAGGCUGACCUGGUUGUGUUGACAGACAGGUCAGGUCUGUAGACUGAAGCACUGGCAGCAGCUGAAGGACCUCCAAAGCUGGAGAAGUGUAGUUUCUGAAGAGAACCACAGGCCUUUUGUUCAUGUGGAGCCCUAAAAUCACAACCUUUUGGAGUACUUCAUCCCCUAAAGGCUUGAAAAGCUCAGAUGGAGUGAAGAUGAACUGCUUUAUGCUGUGUUCAGCUGUGUUUCAAAAGGUAUUAAUAUUGGUAAUGAUAAUUAGAGGAUAUGUGCUGUAAAGUAGGUGGUCACAGUUACACCUGUCAUUUCACUCCGAUCACGCCUUGGCAUGUAAAAAUGGGAUGUCUCUGAAAUUGCCAUUUCGUUUUCAAGACAAGGUACUUCAAAAAUAAAUUGCCACUCGUUGCCGUCCUGAAUAAUCUGGAUGCAAACCGGCCACAAACAAUGUAGAGAUGUAAAGCAGAACAAGUUUUGUCUUGCCAGAAAUGUAGAAUGAACACAGUCAUUUCAAAAUAUUACGCAACAACAACUAAAAAUAGAUGAAGUUUCAUUCUAAAGUGUGCAUUAGAGCCUGGAAGUGGUCAGAGUGAUCAUGGUUCAAUUAGAAAUACAAAACGUCCUCCCUGCUAAAUAGAGCCAUUUGCCCCUUUCUUUUCUCUUUUCUUUCUAAGCCCUUUAAAUGUUUCCAUCUUUUCUUUCCACAUUUAUUUAAUAUUUUAUGUUCACUUUUGUGGUUUAUAAGAAACAGGAUACCUAAAGUGUUGGAAUAUUUUUUGAACUGGGUCAAAUGAAAAGAACAAUGUAUUUGGCAGAUGUUGCAAAUGUCACCUGACUUGUAAACAAGUUUCAUUUGGUAUUAAAGUACUGGUGAAGUUAAUGUAAAAUGGAUUUAAAAUACUGUAUACACAUUUGUGGUCUCCUCUGGGCAUUACCAAUAAAUUGAGUAAACAAUCUUCUUGAGACAAUUAAAAAGAUGCCAACAC